UUGGCUCUGAUUUUUAAAAGCCCUUUCAUUCAAGAGGCUGUCCAUUAUCAACAUGGCAGAACCGUCGGUUCCAGUACCCCCUCAAAAAAUGGCGUCACUUAGCCGGGUCCGAGCCUUUACUCUGAUUUUCUUAACUGCAAGCAGUUCUUUAAUUACUCCCACAAGUGGCAAGGAAGGAGGGGGAGAGGAGACGGUCAUCAUCGGGCUGAGACUGGAGGACACGGACGACAUUUCCUUCAUGGACAGGGGCUAUCUGCGGGUCAGCGAGAGGUCUCGGGUGAGAUUGAGGGUGUACGGGCAAAACAUCAACAACGAGACGUGGUCCAAAAUCGCCUUCACGGAGCACGAGAAGAGCCGAGUGAUUGGCACCAUCGACAGCUCCUCGGGGGACAACAAGAGUCAGGAGGACACGUCGGGCUUGCACCCCUGUGGCAUCAGGACCUCGGAUAUCCUCAUCCUGCCCAACAUCAUUCUAAACCGCAAGACGUCUGGCAUCGUGGAGAUCGAGGUCAAGCCUCUGCGCAAGACUGAGAGGAGCAAAGCGUACUACCUGUGCAUCGCCACUUCCACACCUGCCGCGGCGGGCGCGCACGACCCGUGGACGGAGCACACGUGGAUCUAUCACGAUGGAGAGGACACCAAAGUGAUCGUGGUGGAGGAGAAGAAGUUCCUGCUCCCUUUCUGGCUCCAGGUCAUCUUCAUUUCCAUGUUGCUCUGCCUCUCGGGCAUGUUCAGCGGCUUGAACUUGGGUCUGAUGGCGCUGGAUCCCAUGGAGCUGCAGAUCGUCCAGAACUGCGGGACGGAGAAGGAGAAGAACUACGCCAGGAAGAUCGAGCCCGUCAGGAGCCAAGGAAACUACCUGCUUUGCUCGCUUCUUCUGGGGAAUGUUCUGGUCAACACCACCUUGACCAUCCUGUUUUUUUUGGGUGAUGCCAGGUACAACUGA
Messenger RNA from Sinocyclocheilus grahami, 946 nucleotides. RefSeq names its product metal transporter CNNM2-like. Gene Ontology annotation, biological process: magnesium ion homeostasis; transport. Bases 53 to 946 code for a protein of 297 amino acids. Gene Ontology annotation, molecular function: magnesium ion transmembrane transporter activity. Gene Ontology annotation, cellular component: plasma membrane. The transcript is spliced from 2 exons. The record is from RefSeq and is a predicted model, not a curated record. Lineage: Eukaryota; Metazoa; Chordata; Actinopteri; Cypriniformes; Cyprinidae.